Messenger RNA from Oreochromis aureus, 2837 nucleotides. It is a transcript of the gene top3b, whose product is annotated as DNA topoisomerase III beta. Gene Ontology annotation, biological process: DNA topological change. Gene Ontology annotation, cellular component: nucleus. The transcript is spliced from 18 exons. The record is from RefSeq and is a predicted model, not a curated record. Bases 172 to 2742 code for a protein of 856 amino acids. Gene Ontology annotation, molecular function: DNA binding; DNA topoisomerase type I (single strand cut, ATP-independent) activity. NCBI's taxonomy places the organism in Eukaryota, Metazoa, Chordata, Actinopteri, Cichliformes, Cichlidae.
AAGAAAAGGCCAUGACGUGCACCGGAAGUAGAUCUCGUAUCGUAGAAGGCGCCAUGGCCACUGUAGUAGUUUCUCACAUAGCCUAUUAACCGGUGAGAAGCGGAGCACAGGUCAGUGUCUCCUUUUGAUAAAAUUGGGACAGGAAGCGACAGCUGAGGGAACCUGCUCAUCAUGAGAAGUGUGCUGAUGGUAGCGGAGAAGCCGUCCUUGGCUCAGGCCAUUGCCAAAAUCCUUUCUAAAGGAAACUGUACAAGCCGCAAGGGGCUCAAUGGGGCAUGCUCAGUGCAUGAAUACACCGGCAUUUUCCAGGGCCAAACUGUACACUUUAAGAUGACUUCUGUUUGUGGGCAUGUGAUGAGUCUCGAUUUUAUUGGGAAAUAUAACAACUGGGACAAAGUAGACCCUGCAGAACUCUUUAGUAAAGCUCCUACUGAAAAGAAGGAGGCCAACCCUAAACUCAACAUGGUCAAGUUUCUUCAGGUUGAAGCCAGAGGCAGUGACUGUGUGGUUUUGUGGUUGGACUGUGACAAAGAAGGAGAGAACAUAUGUUUCGAGGUGCUGGAUGCCAUUCAGCCAGUGAUGAAUAAGGGAAGUGCCAGGAGUGUUUACCGUGCCAAAUUCAGCUCCAUUACCGACACUGACAUCUGGAAUGCUAUGAACCGCCUGGGAGAGCCCAACCGCAAUGAAGCUCUGUCAGUAGAUGCACGGCAAGAGCUGGAUCUGCGUAUUGGAUGUGCCUUCACCCGGUUCCAAACAAAGUAUUUUCAAGGGAAAUAUGGCAAUCUAGACUCCUCCUUAAUCUCCUUUGGUCCGUGCCAGACCCCAACCCUUGGCUUCUGUGUGGAACGCCAUGACAAGAUCCAGUCCUUUAAACCAGAGACUUACUGGGUCAUCCAGACAAAGGUUUUUAAAGGAAAGGAGAGUCCACUGACACUGGACUGGAACAGGGUUAGGGUCUUUGACAGAGAGGUGGGUCAGAUGUUUGUCAACCUGGCCAAGACAUCCAGGGAGGCGCAGGUGGAGUUGGUGAGUAAGAAGGAGAAGACCAAGCAGAGGCCUCAAGCCUUAAACACAGUGGAGAUGUUGAGAGUGGCUAGUUCUGCCUUAGGCAUGGGUCCCCAGCAUACUAUGCAGAUUGCUGAGCGCCUAUAUACACAGGGCUACAUCAGCUACCCACGUACCGAGACGACCCACUACCCAGUGAACUUCGACCUGAAGGGAACACUGAAACAGCAGACCAACAACCCCUUCUGGGCAGAAGAGGUAAAAGUUCUACUUUCAACUGGAAUAAACCAACCCAGGAAGGGCACUGAUGCUGGAGAUCAUCCACCUAUUACUCCCAUGUGUGCUGCCACGGAAGCAGAACUAGGAAGUGAUGGCUGGCGGCUAUAUGAGUACAUUACCCGGCAUUUUAUUGCCACUGUAAGUCAAGACUGCAAGUACCUACAAACCACUAUAGAGUUCAGCAUUGGCACAGAGGCAUUCUCGUGUAGUGGAAGAACCCUUAUAUCACCAGGUUACACAACUGUAAUGCCAUGGCAGGGCAUCCCUCUGGAAGAGUCCAUACCAGUAUGUGAGCAUGGAGACACUUUCUCAGUAGAUGAGAUCAAGCUGAUAGAAAAGCAAACCAGCCCACCAGACUACCUGACUGAGGCUGAACUCAUCACCCUCAUGGAGAAACAUGGCAUUGGUACUGAUGCUAGUAUCCCAGUCCACAUCAAUAACAUCUGCCAGAGGAACUAUGUGACAGUUGAAAGUGGACGCAAGCUGAAACCAACCAACUUAGGCAUAGUCCUGGUACAUGGCUACUACAAGAUAGAUGCAGAACUGGUGCUUCCCACUAUACGCAGUGCUGUGGAAAAGCAGCUGAACCUUAUUGCGCAGGGUAAGGCCAACUACCAGCAGGUCCUACAGCACGCCCUGGAUAUCUUCAAGAGGAAGUUUCACUACUUUGUUGACUCCAUUACCAACAUGGAUGAGUUGAUGGAGGUCUCCUUUUCUCCCAUUGCUGCUACUGGGAAGCCGCUGUCCCGCUGUGGCAAAUGCCACCGCUUCAUGAAGUACAUCCAGGCCAAGCCCAGCAGACUCCACUGCUCUCACUGCGACGAGACCUACAGUCUUCCCCAGAAUGGAGCCAUCAAGCUUUACAAGGAGCUCCGGUGUCCACUAGAUGACUUUGAGCUUGUGCUGUGGACUUCUGGGGCGCGGGGAAAGAGCUACCCCCUGUGCCCCUACUGCUUCAGCAACCCGCCAUUCAGGGACAUGAAGAAAGGUAUGGGAUGCAAUGAAUGUACCCAUCCAUCAUGUCAGCACUCUCUCAACUCCUUGGGCAUUGGACAGUGUGUAGAGUGUGAUAGUGGAGUUUUAGUGUUGGACCCCACAUCUGGACCAAAGUGGAGGAUGGCCUGUAAUAAAUGCAAUGUGGUGGUGCACUUCUUUGAACAUGCACACAAAGUGCAGGUUGCUCAGGAGAGCUGUGAUGUCUGUGAUGCCUCUCUGGUUGCAGUGGACUUUAACAAGACUCGCACUCCUCUUCCUGCCAGUGAGACCCAACACACUGGCUGUGUUUUUUGUGAUCCAGUGUUUCAGGAUUUGGUGGAGCUCAAGCAUGCCACCAUCCGGCAUUCCAUGCACCGUGGUGGGGGUGGGAGAAGAGGAGGACGGGGACGUGGACGUGGACGUCGUGGCAAUGCUAAAAAACCUAAAGAUAAAAUGGCUGCCCUAGCUGCUUAUUUUGUAUAGUUUCUGUGUGUAUUGUGUUCUUUUGCAUGUCAUUAAAUGAACUGGUUUUCCUCUGAUAAUGAAUCUAAAUAUACAUUAAAACAACUAGUAUUUUU